Cylicostephanus goldi is the source of this 263-nucleotide messenger RNA. The record is from the annotation of a GenBank genome assembly. Lineage: Eukaryota; Metazoa; Nematoda; Chromadorea; Rhabditida; Strongylidae.
AUGCUCGCGCUGUCUACUGCAAAUGGUAGAACACUUAGCGAGUGCUUCUUUUUGUACUGGAACAUGAAGCGACAAAUUUUUUUGGAAGGCUCCACAAUGUCACGACUAUUUGGCGAUCAGGUUACCAUACAAACUCGCAAUAUCGAGAAAGUGUUGUCGGAUUGCUUUCCCACUGAGACAUUCCAGAAGUGUAACCGACGACUCACUGUGCCUGCUUUGGAUAUAUCCAUGGCUCCAGCUCGUUUACAUAUUUUCAGGUAAUA